UAUAAGUAGCGCAGCUUUCGUUAACGUACUUUACGCUGUAUUCUGGUCGGUUAUCUCGCUGUCAUGUCUGGACGUGGCAAGCAAGGCGGUAAGACUCGCGCCAAAGCCAAGACCCGUUCCUCCCGAGCGGGGCUCCAGUUCCCCGUAGGCCGAGUGCACCGUCUGCUCCGCAAAGGCAACUAUGCCGAGCGGGUCGGGGCCGGCGCGCCAGUGUACCUGGCGGCGGUGCUGGAAUAUCUGACCGCCGAGAUCUUGGAACUGGCGGGCAACGCGGCUCGCGAUAACAAAAAGACACGCAUCAUCCCGCGCCAUCUGCAGUUGGCCGUCCGUAACGACGAGGAGCUCAACAAGCUGCUGGGCAAAGUUACCAUCGCUCAGGGCGGUGUCCUGCCCAACAUCCAGGCGGUGCUGCUGCCCAAGAAGACCGAGAGUCACCAUAAAGCUAAGAGCAAGUAGAGCUUAAGUAUGAAGAGCGAAGCAAAAUCAAAGCGCUUUUGAAGUCACUGUUUUGGAGUAGCAAGAGGAUAUGAAAAUGUUGGCUAAUCCUAUUAAUGUAACAAAGUUUUAGUGUCAGAUUUUUUCCAGAGUUGUGAAUUCCAGCUUGUAAAGAGAUUUACUUGCUUGUGAGUACAGUUUAUACUUAAUAAAACCAUAAGAACAAAUUUGGGUAUCCCUGUGAUCCUUGAGGCUAUAUUAAGAGUCCUGAAUUCUAACUCAACUCAAUCUUAACUGAGCAUCCAUCUAGGAGGGUGUCAGGCACCCUCCUAGAUGGAAAUACAGUAUUAAUCCAGAUAGGUAAAGUUUAUAACUAAAAGUUUCAAGUUAGCCUCAGCGAGUAAUUUUAUGCUGGAUUGUCUAAAUAAAUGACGGUGAAGUAAAGAUGGUGUGGGAUUACAUUAGGAAGAACAUGUCACUUAAAGACAUGAAUAGUGGACCUUGUAGAUCAAGAUCUUUACCUUUAUCAGUCAUAUAAUCUUGUUCCUGUCAACUUUUACUGCUCCCUUUUCACUGUAAUUCAUUCCCUCAGAUCACCAAGUCACUUUAGCUAGAGAGGGCCUUCUAUUCACAUAAUGUGUAUAUCUUUAACUAAUACUUGGUUUUACUCAUGAAGACAUGUUAAUUAAAAUGAAU
This is a messenger RNA of Lemur catta (Ring-tailed lemur), 1131 nucleotides long. Its product is annotated as histone H2A type 1-H-like. NCBI's taxonomy places the organism in Eukaryota, Metazoa, Chordata, Mammalia, Primates, Lemuridae. Gene Ontology annotation, molecular function: protein heterodimerization activity; structural constituent of chromatin; DNA binding. The coding region runs from base 64 to 456 and encodes 130 amino acids. The record is from RefSeq and is a predicted model, not a curated record. Gene Ontology annotation, cellular component: nucleosome. The transcript has 2 exons.